This is a messenger RNA of Clavispora lusitaniae ATCC 42720, 1308 nucleotides long. RefSeq lists its product as uncharacterized. Gene Ontology annotation, cellular component: Cdc73/Paf1 complex. Gene Ontology annotation, molecular function: RNA polymerase II complex binding; chromatin binding. Gene Ontology annotation, biological process: transcription elongation by RNA polymerase II. Lineage: Eukaryota; Fungi; Ascomycota; Pichiomycetes; Serinales; Metschnikowiaceae. The record is from RefSeq and is a predicted model, not a curated record.
AUGUCCAAAUCCCAAAAACCAGUUCGGCAGGAUUACAUCUCCAAGCCACGGUACAUCAACAACCUUCCACCUCCGCCACUAAACCCAAAGUUUCUCCAGUACAAUGUGACGGAAAAAGUGACGCCCCACCAAGAAAACGAAAACCUCAUGAGCUCGCUUUUCCGCAAAGAAAACUUCCUCCUGUUCAUGGCCCAGGUCGACGAAGAGUUUGGAAUGGCGUUGAACCCGCUCCAGAAGCGCGGGGCUUUCGACUCGGCCGACAAAAAAGCCGCCAGCCAGGUGCCGUUGCACGCCAAAGACAGGGCGCUUUUAAGAGACGCGGGAAUCGGCCAAAUCAACAAGUCGGAGCCCGGCGUUUCCUUUUUGAGAAGAACAGAAUACAUUGCCGAGAGGCACGCGUCCAACCGCUCGGACGAGAAGGCCCAGGCAGCGGCCAAUAUGGAAAAGGAAGUACAGCAUGACCCAGAGGCCCAAUUACGGGCUGUCGAGGAGAGUUUUGACCACGCACAAGAGAGCUUGGCCAACUUCGGCUCUUUAAAGCACCCACGCCGGAAAAACCUACGUGCCGUGGCGGCAUGGCCUCUUUUGCCCGAUACGUCUAUGAUGGACACAAAAUACUUGGCUGUGAAGUUCUCUGGCUCGGCAUCUCUCAGCAGAGAGUUGCAGACGUUGAAAAGACAACAGAAGGACAAUUACGACGAGGAGUUCCAGAAAAACGCCUUGGUCACGGCGUUGUACAAGCCCAUCACGUCCGAAGAUGGAGAAUGGGUCAGUUACUACCAGCUUCAAGAUAAGCAAGCGGCGCAAGAACUCAAGGAAAAAUUGCAAUCCACAGACAGAGAGCAGCCGCUGGAUUUGCUUGCCGAGGAGGACCUGGAUGUGUACCGGUUCCGCCACACGAAAAACUACGACAUGCAAUAUCAUCGUUCCGCCAAGUUGUACGAGGAACUUGCGCUCAAGUUUGUCUCCGAGCCGGGCUCGAGCAAGCGCAAGGCCACGUACUACUAUCCUAUUUCUGGCCGUGUGGAGUUGAAAAAGCACCGUGCGUCGACCAACACAGAAAUCAAUCGUUUCUUGGAUGAAAGCACCAUGGAUGUUAUCAACUUGAGAGUGCGUGAGCCCAACACAAACGAGUUGAAGAAGAUGGACACUAUCCGGUCCGAGUAUGAUCCGAUGGAGUACGAGGGAGAAGAUGAAGAGGAGGAAGCACAAGAAGAAGCACAAGAAGAAGCGGAAGACGAAGCGGAAGAAGGUGACGUGGCAGACGAGUUUGACAGAGCCACAGAGGCGGAAAACGCUCAAAGUUAA